This is a messenger RNA of Pantherophis guttatus, 4013 nucleotides long. RefSeq names its product sulfate transporter. Gene Ontology annotation, biological process: sulfate transmembrane transport. Gene Ontology annotation, cellular component: membrane. The record is from RefSeq and is a predicted model, not a curated record. NCBI's taxonomy places the organism in Eukaryota, Metazoa, Chordata, Lepidosauria, Squamata, Colubridae. Gene Ontology annotation, molecular function: secondary active sulfate transmembrane transporter activity.
AGAACCGCCACGUUUUCGGUCCCCCCACCCUCCCUUUGACGGGUAAGGCAAAGAGAGCGGCGUCCUGAGGGGAGGGGGGGGGGAAGAGAGAACCAGGUGGACGUGCUCCGGGAACAGGGACCAGUCGCCGGUGCUUUCUACGCUUCUCAGAAGGGGAAAACCCCGGAACAAAAUUCAUCUAAUUAAGAAAAAAAAAACCUACAUACGAGGCAGUUAAAAAAAAAAGACAACGAUCCCUGAGGAUGGCAGCAGAAGCCAAUCACGUCCAUCCAAUGCUUGAAUUGGCAGAGGAGACUUGUGGCAAAAGGAAUGAUCAUUCCAGGAUCUCUCUAGAAUAUAUAGGAACAAGUACAGAUAUUAAGGCUUACAUGCUAAAGAAAUUGAAGAAAAAUUGCAGCUGUAGCCCAGCUAAAGCCAAAGAUCUGCUUUUCAGUUUUCUCCCAGUACUGACGUGGCUGCCCAAGUACAAACUGAAGGAGUAUUUCUUGGGCGACCUUAUGUCUGGCAUAAUUGUAGGAAUUUUGCUAGUUCCACAGUCCAUUGCUUAUUCCCUUUUGGCUGGCCAAGAACCUAUCUAUGGUCUAUACACAUCGUUUUUUGCAAGCAUCAUUUAUUUUCUGUUUGGAACUUCCCGUCAUAUCUCGGUUGGCAUUUUUGGUGUACUCUGCUUGAUGGUGGGAGAAGUGGUAGACCGUGAAUUACAAAUUGCUGGGUAUGAUUCAGUAUUGGGUGCUUCUAGCAAUUAUCAUUCUGAUAUGAAUGAUCUCAUAAAUGUCACAAUGGUGUCUUGGACUACCAAUCAGACUUCACAGAAAAUAUGUGAUAGGAGUUGCUAUGCAAUUACUGUUGGAGCAACUGUGAGUUUCAUAGCUGGAAUUUAUCAGGUUGCUAUGGGCCUCUUCCAGGUGGGCUUCAUCUCUGUGUACCUCUCUGAUUCUUUGCUCAGCGGAUUUGUUACUGGCGCUUCCUUAACCAUCCUCACCUCACAAGCCAAAUACCUCUUGGGCUUAAACAUUCCACGGAGCAGUGGCAUUGGUUCUCUUUUAAAUACAUGGAUAAACAUAUUCAGAAAUAUCCAUACCACCAACAUCUGUGACCUCAUCACCAGCUGCUUGUGCCUUCUUGUUCUUAUUCCAGCAAAAGAGUUAAAUGAGCGGUUCAAAUCAAAACUUAAGGCUCCGUUGCCCACUGAGCUUUUAGUGGUCAUAAUAGCCACAGUGGCUUCUCAUUUUGGGAAGCUGAAAGAGAAAUAUGAUUCCAGUGUGGCUGGACAUAUACCAACUGGAUUUCUACCACCACAAUCACCAGAUUGGAGUCUGAUUCCUAGUGUGGCUCUGGAUGCAGUGCCCAUAGCCAUUAUUGGCUUUGCCAUUACUGUAUCUCUUUCAGAGAUGUUUGCCAAGAAACAUGGUUAUACGGUUAAACCCAACCAGGAAAUGUAUGCCAUUGGUUUCUGCAACAUCAUUCCGUCUUUCUUUCAUUGUUUCACAACCAGCGCGGCCCUUGCCAAAACUCUAGUGAAAGAUGCGACAGGCUGCAAGACUCAGGUCUCUAGUCUCAUCACCGGUUUGAUCAUCUUGUUAGUUCUUCUUGUGAUUGCUCCCCUCUUCUAUUCCCUUCAGAAAUGUGUCCUAGCGGUCAUCAUCAUUGUCAACCUCAAAGGAGCCUUGCGAAAAUUUGGUGACCUGCCAAAAAUGUGGCGGUUAAGCAAAAUCGACACACUGAUCUGGUUUGUAACUAUGUUAUCUUCAGCACUGAUAAGCACUGAACUUGGCCUUCUUAUUGGGGUCUGUUUUUCAAUGAUUUGUGUCAUUCUGCGGACACAAAAUCCAGAAGGACAGCUCCUUGGUCUGGUACCAGACUCUGAAAUCUAUGAACCCCUUUCUGCCUAUAGUGGCCUUCAAGUUGAGCCAGGCAUCAGACUUUUUCGCUUUGAAGCACCAAUAUACUAUGCAAACAAAGAGAACUUUAAGUCCUUGCUGUACAAGAAGACUGGAGUCAAUCCUUCAUUGGAACUGGCAGCAAAGAGAAAGCUAGAAAAGCAAAUACAUACUGAAAAAUCAGAUGGAGCCAGUGGAAAACAGGCAGAAACUUUGGUGCAGCUUGUCGCUCAGCAACUCACAUUCCAUACACUAGUAAUAGACUGCUGUGGAGUGCAGUUCUUGGAUACAGCAGGAAUCCAUACACUCAAGGAAGUCCAAAGGGAUUAUGGGGAAAUUGGCAUCCAGGUGCUGCUGGCUCAGUGUAAUCUCUCUGUGAGGGACUCCUUGCAGCGAGGGGAGUAUGUUAAAAAAGGAGAGAAGCAUUGUUUCUUCCACAGUGUGCACCAAGCUGUGGAAUAUUCAUUGUGUACAUAUAAGCAUAAUGGCAGCUGUGUCUCUGAAACCUAAUGUAAGUAGAAGCUUCCUAUUUAAUGAGACUAAUGAUGCUGGGCAUUAUAUAUACUGUUAUCUCACCAAGUUGUAAAGGGCUUUUUUUUUUUUUCACAUGCUGUUGAUCAUACAAGAUUGUAAAAAAAUUCAUUUUGUACCUUUCGUUUUGCUCUGCUGAAUUGCGCACUGAGAAAAUGGUGAUGAAUCCUAUGCGUGAGUGAUAACGACACACAUUAGUUGUACUUGGCCAGAAGAACAAAUACUCAAAAAGUUUAAUGUGUGUGCAUCACAAAGUGGGCCCUUCUGGUUUGGAUGCUUUUAGGGCCAAAAAUCUUCAUCCCACACUGCUGGGCAGGUAAUGUCACCACCGUUCAGGGUGUACCUUUCAUGGAAGGAAAAAUUUGUGUUUCUUUAUGCUUGUACCCUCUCUUGCAACUCCAUUGGUGCCUCUCAGGAAUGCUUCUGAAUUAUGUGGGUGUGUCAUGAAUACACUAUUUGGGGAGGAAAUAUCUCAGAAAAAUGGAAAUCCAUCCUCAUUUGGGGCAUUUCUCCCCGCUUUAGAAAUCUCACCCCCCACAUUACCAAAUGUGGAAUAAACCGUAUGUCAAAUUAGGUGGCCAUGGGAAUAGGUGUGUCAUUUGAAAUACAGGUGGUCCUCGACUUACAACAAUUUUGUUUAGUGACCAUUCAAAGUUACAGUGGCACUGAAAAAUGUGACGACCAUUUUUCACAGUUACAACCUUUCCAGCAUCCCCAUGAUCAUGUGAUCAAAAUUCAAAUGCUUGGCAACUGGUUCAUAUUUAUGACCAUUGCUGUUCCCAAGGUCAUGUGAUUACCUUUAGCAACUGACAAGUAAAGUCAAUGGAAAAGCCAGCUUCACUCAACAACUGGGUUACUAACUUAUCAACUGCAGUGAUUCACUUAACAACUGUGGCAAGGAAGGUUGUAAGAUGGGGCAAAACUCACUUUAAAAUGUCUCACUUAACAACAUAAAUUUUAGGUUCAGUUGUUGUAAGCCGAGGACUACCUGUACACUGUAUAGAACACCUACAAAUAGUUCUCAAGUUAUAGCCAUAUUAUACAGUAGAUACUUAGUCUGUUUAGACUUUAUUUAUGAAAUAGAAAUCCUAACUCUUCUUUCAGCAAAACUAAUGGAUGGUGGCCAAACUAGUUAAAAUAUGUUAGUUCUUUGUCUGUGCCUCAAAACAAUUAGUUAUUACUAUUAAAUAAGGAAUCUGAUGAAUAAUCAUUUUUACAGGUAAACUAUAAACUUUCAUUGUGCUUUACUUUUUAUGUGUCCCUCCAAAAACUUUGCAGAAAUAAGAUCAUUGUUUUGAAAAUCUCAGAUAUAUGAAAUUCUAAGUGAAAAUGAAAGCAUUAUCAUCACAUCUUAAAGAGUCCUUUCCAUUCAUUGUUAACAGUGCUACAUCUGUCAUAAAAGGGUAUUGAGGGUUUUUGAGAUUGGUAGAAAAGAUUUUUGAUAAGGAAUCCUUGGAAUUCUAUAUUGCAAUUGUUAGUUUUCUUGGCACAAAAGAGAAGGGUUGUAACCAAUACUAAAGAAGAAUUCCUUUACAAUCUCUUCUGGAAAAUGGAAAUCUGUCAUAGAUAACAGCAAAGAUAAAAUGUCUAUUGAGUUACAGA